This is a messenger RNA of Hydatigera taeniaeformis, 789 nucleotides long. Lineage: Eukaryota; Metazoa; Platyhelminthes; Cestoda; Cyclophyllidea; Taeniidae. The record is from the annotation of a GenBank genome assembly.
AAUAUCUCAGCCCUAGUAACAGGCGGUGCGUCUGGCCUUGGACUUGCCACCACCAGAAAAUUACUCCAGGAAGGUUGCAAAGUUGUAGUGUGUGAUACUAAUCGAACAAGUGAAAUUGACGAACUUGGGAAUAACGCUGUGUUUUCUGAGACCGAUAUUACGUCAGAGGAAUCUGUCAAAGAUGCAAUUGAUCUAGCCAAGUCUAAGUUUUCGCUCAUAAAUUGCGUCGUGAACUGUGUCGGUGUCGGAAUUUCCCGGAAGGUUAUCUCAAAUUCCUCAAGCAAACCGCAUGACUUGAAGGAAUUCGAACGUGUUUUGAAAGUGUGGAAUUCGGCGCCUGUUAAGAGGGACUUGCAGAUUAAUACUGUAGGAACAUUCAACGUUAUUCGUCUUACUGCGCUCUCAAUGGCUCAAAACGAACCUGAUGAGGAUGGGGGACGAGGUGUCAUUAUCAACACAGCUAGUGUGUCUGCCUUUGAGGGUCAAGUGGGACAGGUCGCUUAUGCAGCCAGCAAGGCUGCCAUCGUAGGCAUGACGCUCCCCGUUGCAAGAGAUCUGUCUCGGCAUGGGAUUCGCUGUGUCACCAUUGCUCCAGGCAUCUUCGAUACCGAAGCGGCAAUCGCUAAAAUUCCCAAAGGUGCUCUCUACCACCUUGUAAAGAGUGUCCCCUUUCCAAAUCGUCCUGGCCGACCCGAGGAGUUCGCUGACCUUGCCUGCUGUAUUAUAGAAAAUAAAAUGCUCAAUGGUACGACCAUACGACUGGACGGGGCUCUUCGUCUUCCUCCCUAA